GAUGCAGCUUCAUUUUGGGUGCAGAGACCGUGUUCUUGGGAAAUAUGUUUUAGCUGAAAAAGAAGAUAAAAUAAUAACAACACCGGUGCUUCUACAAGGCGAUCUCCAGAACCGUUUUUGGCUAUUCACAUUUUUGUUGUGUCUCAUAAUCCACAUAAAACAAUGUGGAAUUGGCUGCUGGCAGUUUGAUCAGUUUGAGCUGCCGUUACUCUUGGGAUUGGCAAUUUUCUGGCUUUUGAAAGCAAACUGCUUGCAAGCAGAGUUCAGAUGUCUAGGCAGAGGACUGACCCGCCGCAUCCAGGUUUUCAGAGCUGUUGACAAGACUGAGGCUUUCCAGUUCCUCCAGGGAACAGCUGCCCAGGCCCUGAGAUUGAGCUGCACUUCUGGUUACCCAGAGAACCUUUUCUGCUACGUGCUGAGAAGUGUGCGCACCCUUCACGUGUGAGUGCCCUCAGGGCUGUAGCAGAGCUCUGAUCUAGGGUGGUUGUUCACAUUCUGGUGUAUCCUGUCUGCCUGUCCUUCUCCUGAGCUCCUCUGGCUGUCAGAGGGUGUAACUGUACUCCGUGCUGGCAGAACCACGCCUGGUGGCGUUGCCCAGUCCCUUGCUGGAGGCCAGCCAGGAGCAGGCAGUUCUGUGCAGGACAAAUCGGUACAAACGCACAUGCGACACCCAGCUCUGCUUUUCCCUCACCUGUGCUGCCUGGUAAAUCUGGAAAAGGAGCUUUGUGUCUUGCUGUCCUGCACGGUUCUGCUGCUUUUACUGUGUGAGAGAUCUUUGCCACGUGUACGAUCGCUUUGUUUGUAAUUUGUAGUUACUCAAAGGGUUGUGCAGGUUACAUUGCUGUUGGGGCUUUUUAAAGGGAAGAGUUUGUUGCUUAAUUGUGUUUUGAGCACGGUUAAAAUGGAAAGCAUAACCAUGUUGUAUUUAUUACUGUUCUGCCAUAACAGCCCAGAGCUGUAACACACCAAAAUGUUACGCUUGAAAGAAUUUUCCUCAUUUGCAUGUGGUGUUGACUUAAACUUUUAACACAAAAUGGAAGCGGUUGUGUUGUAGUUAGAUUUUUCUGCAAGUGCUUUCUCGGAGUGUGCCCUGUGAAUCUGAUGUGGUUGAGAUUUAUAGCAGUGCUGAGUGUAUUCGCUGCCUCGGUCAGCUGCGAAAGCUCUCCCGCUGGGGCCGCUCCUCCCUGAUGGAAAAGGAGCAGCUGGGAAGGUGCUGUUUCAGGCUCUUGCUGGCAUUAUAAAAAAAAAAAGAAAAGGAAAAAACAAACUCCGCACACACUUAUAUUGGAGAGGGGGAACCAGGCCACGUGACUCCCACCAUCCUACCCUAUGUCACCAUGUGUGUAGGAGCGCUGACUGCUCCUGCCCAAUCAUGCCUGGAAUGCUGCUUGCCACUUGGGCUAUUUCUGCUAUCUGUCGCUCCCAGGGCUGCAGUGCUAACCGUUUGGCAGAUGGGACACUUUUUCUAGGAGUUUAUGUCUUUGGUUUUUAACUUCUGGCAGUGCCUGAAUUGUUGCUGUUCUCCCUCUCCUUUUCUUCUCUCUGUAAAACCAUGGCCCAUCGGCUGCGGUUUCAUUUCGGCUCUGGGAGAAGCAACACAGCCCCCGAAUCGGAGAUCCUUGCCCGGGAGAGAGAAGAUGACUUUUUCAUGGCGUUCCACACCUUGCCGAGAAGAAGCAGCCCUCACGCGUUCUCGCGGCACGGAGCGGAUUACGGCGGCGAUGGAGAUCUGCACGAAGCGGGCUCCUUGAAAAGGAGCACAUCCAUGUUCAUCCCGCAGCUGCUGAACGGCCUCGACACGCGCCCCACCAGGAGCUCAUCCAUGCAGAUCUCGCUGCAGCGCAAAGGCGCCGACGGCUGCGCCGACGAGUGCGCGGCCCUGGAGUCUCCGGAGGAGACGCCUCUCUGUAAAUUCGCAGACUUGAGGGAGCGUUACGCAUCCUCUGCUGAAAACUGCUCUUCUCCGAGCACUCCACAGGUGACUCCUGAAAGUUCUUCACCCGGGCUGCCGGAAGAGUUAGGGCAGCAGACGGAUGGAACUGUCUGCUGUAACCGUAGAAUAUUUUGUAGCGUUCCAACUAAUAACCAGAGCGAGGAGGCUCUGCUGCCUGCCCAGCGAGAAGAAGCAAGUGAAGCAGCUUCAGCUUUGAACAUAAGCGGUGUGAGGAUUCAGCAUCGGGCCUCAAGCGCAGACGUGCCUCAAGUUACUCUUCUUCCCUUUGGUCCUGAGGCUCCAAAUAAUGCUCCCACCCCUGAACCCCGACGCUGGUCCUUGCAGCAUGUGCCAGAUCUGUCAGCAAAUUCAGGGAAAAAGUUCUUUGUUCUCCAGUUACAGCAGCCACAGACGAGCGGUGCAGGCGUGGGAGGUGGAGGUAACUUCGGCUUUACUGGAACAAAAGGGGACAGGUUGGUCAGGUACCCUCGGAUCCGGCUGGAAAGGAGUACUUCCUACCCUGUCCAGCCACCAGCAGAGGGAAUUAGCCCCGCAGGUGAAGGGCUGAAUUCGGAACUGCCUGGAAACAGCAGGAACAGGGCAGAAAUACCUAGAAGCAAUUCGGUAGAGCGGAUGCCUCAAGGGCAGGGAUGCUUGUUUAAAAUCAGACCGGAUCAAAACAUGAGGCAGCAGCACUUCAGGAUUCUUGUCACACGUGGGCCUGAAGAACAAAGUCAGGCCGUUGGUAAGGAGGCCAGCGGCACCCCCGGUCCCACGGCAGCCGGCCCCGCAACCAGAGACGACUUCCUGGGCCAGGUGGAUGUGCCGCUCAGUCACCUCCCGACUGAAGACCCAACUAUGGAGAGGCCAUACACAUUUAAGGAUUUCCUCCUCAGACCAAGAAGCCACAAAUCUCGUGUGAAGGGUUUCUUGAGACUGAAGAUGGCGUAUAUGCCCAAAAAUGGUGGCCAAGAGGAAGAAAACAGUGAUCAGAGGGAUGACUCUGAGCAUGGCUGGGACGUGGUGGAUUCCAGCGACGCCGCGUCUCAACGUCAGGAGGAGUUGCCACCUCCUCCACUGCCUCCUGGGUGGGAAGAGAAGGUGGACAACCUGGGGCGGACUUACUACGUGAAUCACAACAACAGGACCACCCAGUGGCACCGACCCAGCCUCAUCGAUGUGGGGUCCGAGUCAGAUAACAACAUCAGGCAGAUAAACCAAGAGGCAGCUCACCGGCGCUUCCGCUCUCGGCGCCACAUCAGCGAGGAUUUGGAGCCAGAGCCUAUGGAGAGUGGAGACAUUCCUGAGCCUUGGGAAACCAUUUCAGAGGAGGCAAGUGCCAGUGGGGAUUCCUUAAGCUUGUCACUGCCACCUCCUCCUGCAUCUCCAGUGUCCCGGACCAGUCCUCAGGAGCUGUCUGAGGAGCUGAGCAGAAGACUCCAGGUCACUCCUGAUUCCAAUGGGGAACAACUCGGCUCUUUGAUUCAAAGAGAACCUUCUUCACGACUGAGGUCCUGCAGUGUGACAGACACAGUCGCUGAACAGUCCCAGCUAUCCCUGCAGAAUGGUCCCUCUAGGAGAGCUCGUUCUUCAACUGUCACAGGGGGAGAGGAGCCAACGCCUUCUGUGGCUUACGUGCACACCACGCCUGGCUUACCUUCGGGCUGGGAGGAGCGCAAGGAUGCCAAGGGCCGGACCUACUACGUCAACCACAACAACCGGACCACAACGUGGACACGGCCCAUCAUGCAGCUCGCCGAGGAUGGGAUGGUGGGGCCGGGCACGAGCAGCAGCAACCACCUGAGCGAGCCACAGAUCCGGCGGCCCCGCAGCCUCAGCUCCCCCACUGUCACCCUGUCAGCACCGCUCGAGGGCAUGAAGGACUCUCCGGUGCGCAGGGCAGUGAAGGACACUCUCUCCAACCCUCAGUCCCCGCAGCCGUCCCCCUACAACUCCCCCAAGCCCCAGCACAAGGGGGCCCAGAGCUUCCUGCCCCCGGGCUGGGAGAUGCGCAUCGCCCCGAACGGCCGCCCCUUCUUCAUCGACCACAACACCAAGACCACCACGUGGGAGGAUCCACGGCUGAAGUUUCCAGUGCAUUUGAGAUCCAAAGCAUCUCUGAACCCCAAUGACUUGGGCCCUCUUCCUCCUGGCUGGGAGGAAAGAAUACACCUGGAUGGAAGAACGUUUUAUAUAGACCAUAGAAGCCAGGUGUUGAUAUGUGGAGACAUUGAUACCAGAGACUUAGUGCCCUCCUACGAUAAUAAAAUUACGCAGUGGGAAGACCCCAGGCUGCAGAACCCAGCCAUCACGGGCCCAGCAGUGCCGUACUCCAGGGAGUUCAAGCAGAAGUACGACUAUUUCCGCAAGAAGUUAAAGAAACCUGCUGACAUACCCAACAGAUUUGAGAUGAAAUUACACAGAAAUAACAUUUUUGAGGAGUCCUACAGAAGAAUCAUGUCUGUGAAGAGACCUGAUGUACUAAAAGCCAGACUCUGGAUUGAAUUUGAGUCAGAAAAAGGACUUGACUAUGGAGGUGUGGCCAGAGAAUGGUUUUUUCUCUUGUCCAAGGAGAUGUUUAACCCUUACUAUGGUCUCUUUGAAUACUCAGCAACGGACAACUAUACACUUCAGAUUAAUCCUAAUUCAGGUCUCUGUAACGAAGACCAUCUGUCGUACUUCACGUUCAUUGGCCGGGUUGCCGGCCUGGCCGUGUACCACGGGAAGCUGCUGGACGGCUUCUUCAUCAGACCUUUCUACAAGAUGAUGCUGGGGAAGCCCAUAACUCUGAAGGACAUGGAGUCAGUGGAUAGCGAAUACUACAACUCUCUGAAGUGGAUCCUGGAAAAUGACCCUACGGAGCUGGAUCUCAUGUUUUGCAUAGAUGAGGAAAACUUUGGACAGACAUAUCAAGUGGACCUGAAGCCCAAUGGGUCCGAAAUCAUGGUAACAAAUGAAAACAAGCGGGAAUACAUUGACCUGGUCAUCCAGUGGCGGUUUGUCAACAGAGUGCAGAAACAAAUGAAUGCCUUUCUGGAGGGAUUCACAGAACUGCUUCCUAUUGAUCUGAUUAAAAUUUUUGAUGAAAAUGAACUAGAGUUACUGAUGUGUGGCCUUGGUGACGUCGAUGUCAAUGACUGGAGACAACACACCAUCUACAAAAAUGGUUACUGCCCAAAUCAUCCCGUUAUCCAGUGGUUCUGGAAGGCUGUUCUGCUGAUGGAUGCUGAGAAACGGAUCCGGCUCCUGCAGUUUGUGACCGGGACAUCACGUGUGCCUAUGAACGGAUUUGCUGAACUUUAUGGUUCAAAUGGUCCUCAGCUGUUUACAAUAGAGCAGUGGGGGAGUCCUGAUAAGCUGCCCCGAGCUCACACCUGCUUUAACCGCCUAGACUUACCUCUGUAUGAAUCUUUUGAAGACCUGCGGGAGAAGCUCCUCAUGGCCGUGGAGAAUGCCCAAGGGUUUGAAGGGGUGGAUUAACUUUGCAGGAGCCGUUCCCUCUCCAAGCAUGUUUUGCUGGCUUUGGCACCUGCCCGAGGGACUCCAAGGGACUGUGGCAUAGCAGUUGCCCAGCGCUGGGCUCUGGAGCAAACCCUGGCAGCGCAGGGGCCGAGCCCCAAGGCUGGGACUGUCACCUGGGGUGGCCUUGCUGAUGUUCCCGCAGCAGUUGCGAACUGAUCACAUUUCAGCAGGACUUACUCUAUUUAUGUUGUGCCUCUGUAGGCAAAGCCCUUAAUAAAUAUUUUACACAAUUUCUAAUGACAAUGAAUGGAAUUAAUCAUUUUACAGGUAUAGUAUUACAACUCAUGUUUACUUCUUAAUUGCUUUAGACAUUUUCAGAUUUUAUUUCAUUACAAUUAAAUAUCAUAUACUUGGAAAAAAUGAGCAUUUUUCUUAAUUUCAGACUUUUUUUAAAGCACGUUGAGCCUUGUGUUCCUAAACCAUUCAGAGUAGGAGAAAGCGCUGUUGGAAGCUUUCUCUCCAUGGGCUGUCUCUCAAAAGCAGCUCUCUUCUUUAAGCACAUCACUAUUGUUCUGUAUCCAGAAGUAUGGGCUGGAUGUUGCGUUUUUGUAUAAGUACUAGAAGAGUGUCAAGGCACAGCAGAGCCCUGGCACAGCAUGUCCAGAUCUCUGUUCUACCGAAACUGCCUUGUUACUGCCAAGCUGUACAUGUGCUACAAAGCAUCUGGACUGGGGUUGGCAUUAAGCCUUGCAGGAGAACGUGCUGAACCCUGUCAUUCUCUCUGUACAGUGAUUGGUUUUCCAUCCUUUCCUCAUUCCUGUUUGCAACGGAGGCGUUCCGAAUGAAAUCUGGCACUCUGGAACACAGCUCUGUUCUGGCUCCUGUUUGUGUGCACUUGCUAAUGAACCUAAUUAACACUGGGGCUGUUCAUUUCUAAUGGCACUGACUCUGAAGGCACUUUCUGUACCACUGGGAAGGCAGACCUGGUUUGAGCAUAAACAUUAAUGGGAUUUUACUCCUUCCCACUGCACAUGUCCUUCUGGUGCAAGAUCUGUCCAUGGUGAAUUUGGCUGCUGCUGACCCAACCAGCUCUAGACCUGAGCCUGCAGACAUGUUCCUCAGCAAUUGUUUCUGUGGUUUCUUUUUUACUUACAAAGAUUUAUUUAAUAUACACUGCUAUCUAAUCCAUUUUGUUACCUAUGACAUGUUGCAUGCCUAAUCUAUAAUGUCUGAGUUGCUUCUGUUUUGUGGCGGAUUAAACGUGACAGAUUUGUGCUUGCCCCA
Messenger RNA from Cyanistes caeruleus (blue tit), 6679 nucleotides. It is a transcript of the gene NEDD4L, whose product is annotated as NEDD4 like E3 ubiquitin protein ligase. Gene Ontology annotation, biological process: regulation of dendrite morphogenesis; neuromuscular junction development; ubiquitin-dependent protein catabolic process. NCBI's taxonomy places the organism in Eukaryota, Metazoa, Chordata, Aves, Passeriformes, Paridae. Gene Ontology annotation, cellular component: cytoplasm. Gene Ontology annotation, molecular function: ubiquitin protein ligase activity; protein binding; sodium channel inhibitor activity. The record is from RefSeq and is a predicted model, not a curated record.